Messenger RNA from Perognathus longimembris pacificus (Pacific pocket mouse), 1425 nucleotides. RefSeq names its product TBC1 domain family member 2B (gene Tbc1d2b). The record is from RefSeq and is a predicted model, not a curated record. Lineage: Eukaryota; Metazoa; Chordata; Mammalia; Rodentia; Heteromyidae.
AUGCCGGGAGCCGGAGCUCGCGCCGAGGAGGGCGGCGGCGGCGGCGGGGCGUCCGGGGCGGCGGGGCGGGAGCCCGCGCGGCUGUGCGGGUACCUGCAGAAGCUGUCGGGCAAGGGCCCGCUGCGCGGCUACCGCAGCCGCUGGUUCGUGUUCGACGCCCGCCGCUGCUGCCUCUACUACUUCAAGAGCCCGCAGGACGCGCUGCCGCUCGGCCGCCUGGACAUCGCCGACGCCUGCUUCAGCUACGCGGGCCCCGACGACGCGGCCGAGCCCGGCGCCCCGCCGCCCGCGCUCUUCCAGGUGCACAGCGCGGGCGCCGUCACGGAGCUCAAGGCCCCCAAUCACCAGCUCAUGACUUACUGGCUGCAAGAGCUGCAGCAGAAGAGAUGGGAAUACUGCAACAGCCUGGACGUGGUGAACUGGGACAGCCGGACGUCGCCGACGCCUGGGGACUUGCCUAAGGGGCUUGUCGCCAGAGACACCACCGAUCUGGUUUACCCACAUCCAGACGCUUCUGCAGAAAAAGCCAGAAAUGUCCUUGCUGUGGAAACGGUCCCUGGAGAGCUGGUGGGUGACCAGGCCGCCAGCCAGCCGGCCCCCGGCCACCCCCACGCCCUUAACUUCUACUCCCUGAAGCAGUGGGGGAAUGAGCUCAAGAAUUCAAUGUCCUCCUUCCGUCCCGGGAGGGGGCAGAGCGACAGCCGGAGGACCGUGUUCUACACCCACGAGGAGUGGGAGCUGGUAGAGCCCCCCCCGAAGGACCUGGAAGAGCCCGGGGUGCCCGAAGAAAAGAAGAGGCCCAUGCCUGAGGGGAGCAGAGGCGUCGCGGGCUCCGGCUUCCCCUACAAAGGAAAGCGACCUCUGAAAGACAUCCUCGGGUCGUACCGGAACCGUCACAGCACGGGCGACCCUCCGGGCGAGGGCACCUGCGGGGCUGUCCCCAAGCCUGCCGCCGAGAUGCAGCUGCAGCUGCAGAGCCAGCAGGAGGAGCUGGAGCGGCUCAGGAAAGACCUGUCCAGUCAGAAGGAGCUGAUCCGGCUGCUCCAGCAGACCGUGCGCUCCUCGCAGUACGACAAGUACUUCAGCGGCGACGGCGGCGGCGGCCUCGGGGAGGGGGGCGGGGGGCGCGCGGGCGCUGCUGCACCAGAAGACGAGCAGCUCCUGGGCCUGAGCGGGCAGCUGGAGCGGGCGGCGCUGGAGAAGGAGGGCCUGCAGCGGGAGGUGGGGGCGCUCACGCGCCGGGUGGGCGAGCUCAACGAGCGGCUGGGCAUGCUGGAGGAGACCAUCCGGGCCAAGGACGAGGUCAUCAUGAAGCUCAGCGCGGGCGCCGCGCCCCCCGCCCCCGGGCCCAGCCCCCCCUCCACCCCCCCGGCCGGCGGGGACCAGCCGGAGCUGGACAGGCUGCGGGUGACCUACGUCUUCUAA